CAGAACAGUACUCAACACAAAAGCCAGCAACAGCGACGAGAACAGGCCGAAGAUAAUAUUUAUGACCGUUCGCAAAAUGUACGCAAUGUCACCCAGCCUAGUAACACACCCAGACGUCCUGAACAGGAUGUCGUCGAUAAUGCGGAGCCAUACGCCCGAGUACCAAACCAACAGAAUUUGGUAGAAUCCCGUGCCACUGAUGAGGCUACUAAUGUCGAAACAAAAUUUUCAUCAGUGAAGAAAUCUAGCCGUCGAUUCUCAACUGAGACCACCUCUGAAACAAUUGAAGAGUUCUCAGACCAGCCACCUUCAACGCAAGCGCCUGGUAUUCGUGGCAAACCAAGCAGCCGUUCGCCCACACGAGACUUUUCAACUCAAGGGUUUCCAUCAGUAAAGUCGAAUAGACCCACUCAGGAAUAUCCCACGGAACGACCGCAUGGCGCACCACAAUCGCAAACACCGGAUUUUAGCACACAUGGGUUUCCUUCCGUAAGGCCAAAUAAACCUACCCAGCAGUAUGCAAGUGAAAGACCACGUCCUGCCGAUGUGGAACAGCAGCCCGGUGCUCAGGUGCCACAUGGCUUUCCUGCAGUGGGACCAAAUUCCAACAUUACUACCACUAAAGAUGGAGAUAUAAUAAUCGUUAGUUCAGAAUCUACACGCAGCUCAAAGUAUAAGACCAAUGCAGAGCGCAUUAUCGAAACAGAGGUUGUGGUUGAUGGUGAUACCAGUGGUCGUCCGCAAAGGCUUACACAUCCAGAGCCAACUGCACAUCCUGGCCGUGGGUUUCCCGCUGUAAAGGAAACUUCACCUGGCGCCUCUAGCCCACGCAGAUCGCAGCCCGGUGAAGAUUUCACUACUCACGGCUUUCCAUCAGUUAGAUCUCCAACAAAUAGUUCCCCAGCUGCUAAACCGAACUCGGUGCAGCCUGUGCCCUCUGGCAUUGUCAACCAAGAUGGCAACGUUACUGUAGUUAGUUCUGAAACAAAGAAAACAAUAAAGCAUAAUACGAACCGGGAACACAUUAUCGAAACAGAAAUUCUAGGUGAAAGUGACCACCACUACUCGCCGGCAGGAUUACGCCAACCGGACAAAAUUACAUUCCCUCCCACUCCCCAACCUUCAGAUUUUAGCACACAUGGUUUUCCUUCGGUAAGGGACUCUGCUCCCACUAAUGAUGCAUAUCGCCGCCAAGGUACACCAACUCGCGAUCAUCCGAGCAGUCCACGCAAGCCUCAACCGUCUGAAGAUUUCUCCACACACGGUUUUCCAUCUGUAAAGGACUCUACACCGGCAAGAGGGAGUACACCCUCUCGUGACUAUCCGAGCAGUCCGCGUCAGCAUCAU
Molecule: messenger RNA, 1347 nt
Organism: Rhagoletis zephyria (snowberry fruit fly)
Lineage: Eukaryota; Metazoa; Arthropoda; Insecta; Diptera; Tephritidae
Product: fibrous sheath CABYR-binding protein-like
Source: RefSeq, a predicted model, not a curated record